Adelges cooleyi (spruce gall adelgid) is the source of this 2936-nucleotide messenger RNA. RefSeq names its product anoctamin-8 (gene wwk). The transcript has 13 exons. Gene Ontology annotation, cellular component: plasma membrane. Gene Ontology annotation, biological process: chloride transmembrane transport. NCBI's taxonomy places the organism in Eukaryota, Metazoa, Arthropoda, Insecta, Hemiptera, Adelgidae. The record is from RefSeq and is a predicted model, not a curated record. Gene Ontology annotation, molecular function: chloride channel activity.
GAUUUGAAUUUUUUCGAUUACUAUCUAUGGUUCUCAAUCGACACUUUUAUGAUAGGUAACUAUUUAAAUUAUUUUAUUACAAAGUUUUUAAAAUAACAAUGGAGCCUACUACGGAAUUCAAGUUCCCCAAUCGACUCUCUAUAGCCAAAGAAACGCUGGAAAAUGCUUCAAAAUUGAUUCGCCGUAAAAUACCAAGAGCGGGACAUCUAAUGACUCCUCGACAUUUAUGGAUACAAUCCAUUCCUCCAAAGGCCUGUGAUGUAGUUCUAACAUUUUUAAAAACUACAGAUUGUAAAACCAUUGAAUGGUUUAAAUCUCAGCUCGUCGAAACAACUGAAGACUUGGGUUUAUUAGUAAAUGUUCAAUACCAUUCAUCGACUGAUACUUAUUGUUUCUAUAUAACAGCACCAUUUAAUGUUUUAUUGAAAGCCGCACAAGAUGUACACCUUCCAAAACAAAUUGUUGGUGGUGGCGGAUUACGCGAAUUUAUUUGUUCAGAAAUGAAUAUUUUUGAAGGAAUUGAAAAUACUGAUUGUUUUUUUACAAUGCAAGAAAGACAAGUAUUGAUAUUGUACAUAUUAAACACGCGUAGGGUUCAUAAUUGUGAAUGGCUCACUGAACUUGUGGAAGGCCAGCCUUUAAUUACAGAAUCAAUAUCAAAGGGCAUUGUUGAGCAUCUUUUUCCUGUCCAUGAUACAACAACUUUAAAAUGGUUGCGCAUUAUUUGGGUGAAGUCAUUUUUUAGCGAACAGCCUUUAAACUCUGUAUGCGAUUACUUUGGUGUCAAAAUAGCUAUGUACUUUGCGUGGCUUGGUCAUUAUACAGCUUCAUUAAUUUACCCAGCUAUUGCGUACUCUACUUUUUGGUUUGGGUUUGGAAGACGAUUAGACCAAUGGACAGAAGGUGUGUGGUUUGUUGUAUUGGCAUUUGUUAAUGUUCUUUGGGUAACAAUAUACUUGGAAACAUGGAAACGUUAUUGUGCAGAAUUAGCUUACCGUUGGGCUACAUUAGAUCAAAGACAUCAAUUCUUACUGCAACCUCGAUUAGAAUUUAAAGGAGAACCGCGAAUUAGUCCAAUUACUGGUAAAUUAGAACUGUGGUACCCAAAUUGGAAACGCCGAUUAUUCAGCUAUUUUGUCAGCGCACCCAUCAUUUUCCUUUGUUUGGCGAUAGUGUUUGCCUUAACAAUAUUUCAAAUCAAAUUUCAAGUAAUAUUUUAAUCCACUCGUAGUAUACGUUUCUUAUUUUUAAUUGAAUAUACAUAUACAUAUUUGUAGGAUUGGUGGGAUUCGUAUAUUGAAGCAUGGAACUACCCAACAUGUUUGAGUUAUAUACCGAAAAUCAUGUUGGCACUCGUAAUUGCUUUGCUUGAUGACGUUUAUAGCCACAUUGCUAUCUGGUUAAAUAACUGUGAAAAUUAUAGACUGGAUACUGAGUAUGAAAACCAACUGAUUAUUAAAGUGACUUUGUUCCAAUUUGUCAACUCGUUUCUAUCGUUAUUUUACAUAGCUUUCUAUCUACAAGAUCAAGAAAGACUUAGAACACAAUUGGCAGUACUUUUAAUCACAAGACAACUAAUGCGUAAUAUUAAAGAAUCGGCUUUACCCUAUUUGUUAGAGCAAAUAAGAUUUGCUAAAAUCAGUUUUGAUUUGUUUGGUGCUUUAACACCUUCAGAUGAACCAGCAAAAUGCAACGGUGAACGGAUUGUAUCUCAAUCUGAACUCGAGUGCUCUAUGUUUAAAUUUGACGGUACAUUUUCUGAACAUUUGGAAAUAUUUAUUCAGUUUGGCUAUGUGGUAAUGUUCUCAUCUGCAUUUCCUUUAGCUGCUCUAUGUGCACUGUUAAAUAAUCUAAUCGAAAUACGAAGUGAUGCAUUUAAACUAUGCUAUGUAUACCAGAGGCCAUUUGGUCAAAGAAUCAAAGAUAUUGGAAUGUGGCAUAAUAUCAUGGAAGUAAUGGGUUUUAUUGCCGUGCUAGUCAAUUGUGCAUUAAUAGGUUUAAGUGGUCAGGUACACAGACUGUUCCCCGGUAUGACAGCUAUUCAAAAAGUUUUACUGAUAGUUGCGCUCGAGCAUAUUAUGUUGGCGUUUCGAUGUAUGUUGAGUUGUAUGAUUCCAAACGUACCCCAGUGGAUAGCGACAGAAAUGGCCAAAGCCGAGUACAUCAGGCGUGAAGCUGCAUCUAAAAAAUCACAUUAAGCUAAUUCAAAGAAUUUAAUGUUUUAUUUUCUACCUCCAGACUCAUCAUCACGGUAGUAAAGAAUAAAAAGCAUUUUUCAUUCAAUUAUGUUAACUAUUUAAUGGACGGUAUUUAUUACAAUCUUAGGUGUAGCUAAUUAUAUUUUAUUAUGUAUAAUAAACUAAAAAGGAUAGAUUUCUAUUUAUUAUUGAUAUUUAUCAAUUACAGUUAAUCUAGAAUAUAAAUAAAACUAUUUCUAAAUACAUAACCUCAAUAAUGUUUUACAUAAAAAAUGUUUUUAAGAAACAUCAGUAGGUUUAAUACUAUUUAAACACUGAUACAACUUACAUUUAAAAUAAUGUCUGAAGCUCUGUUCUCAGGGUCACAAAUGUUCAUACGUGCACAGUAUGAAUUUUUAGUCUGGUUAAUCAAUAUGAACUGGGUUUACUGUACAGUAAAAACUGUUACUAUCAAGUUAAUUAUAACUAAACUUUUUUUCUUGUACGGUGUUUAUGGACAUUCGUUCAUAUUCCAAACAUUCACACGAGUCGGUAGCAACCUACCUUCAUGGAAAUUUGUUUUAUUUAUAACCAUUAAAAUAUAUUAACAUGUUUCAUUAGUUAAGAGAUUAAUUAUAAACUAAUUUAAUACAUAUUAAUUGUUACACAUUUAAAAUUAUUUCAAAUAUUUACUGUAUAUUAACUUUGCAUUUAUAUUUCAGUAUGUGUUAUGAAUAAAAGACUGAUUGUACUACUGAA